Messenger RNA from Hymenoscyphus albidus, 2790 nucleotides. NCBI's taxonomy places the organism in Eukaryota, Fungi, Ascomycota, Leotiomycetes, Helotiales, Helotiaceae. The record is from the annotation of a GenBank genome assembly.
GUCGGACAGACCCUUACGGAUAGAUCGGAAUAUCGGAGCGGUCCCUCUGCUCGGCCUUCAUAUCGGCUGACAUCACUACAAUCCCCUUAAGUCCCACUCAGGCAACUAGAGGCGGCGUACUCGUAAGGUACAGAGCUAUCCACCAAGCUCUCCAGACUUCUAUUCACUUCCUACAGUACUAGUAUUCGCCUUCAACGUCUAAAUCCAAAUAAAUUCAACCCACAUCCACCUCAAAUUCUUCCACAACCUGCAACAACAUAUCCCUCCCGCAUCUGUGUCCUUUUGGUGGUUUUCGCACCCGUAGCAUUCAAGGUCCGGUCGACUACCCCUCCACGAUUGAUACAACCAACGAGAGGAACAACCUCUGCAUAACAGAUCGAGAUGCUCAUUCGAGCCAGAGGUCCAGAUGGCACAUUCAGAAUCACAGUGGAGCCAGCAGAUACUUUUGCUGAUUUUGCGAGAAAGGUUGGUGGUUCUUAGAUCGUGCAUGUAGAGACUCCCUUACUGAUCAAGCCCAGCUUUCCGAGCACUUGCCAAAAAAUGUCGACUACAAUACGCUUACGCUUUCGAAUAAACCCUUCGCGGGAGGAGAUACGAAGCUUUUGAAAGAAAUUGCGGGUUUCAAGGUAUCGCAGAUUGGCAUGAAGUAAUAACCUCUCAUUCAAACAAAACUACCGAUGUUUGCUAACCUUUGAUCUACAGCCACGGCGAUAUGGUGUUCAUCAACUACAAGACCGCAGACAACUUGGCAAACGGAAAUGCGAAUGGCGAUAACUCAACCCCAGCAAAUUCUUCAGGCUUGCUCACCAGUUCGAAUAGGUUGAAUGGGCAAGCAGUCUUACCAAACGCAGACUUACCAGUUGAUCCAACACAGCUCGCUGCUACAAGCUCAUCAGAGAAGAUUAAGAACCCUUGGGAGGUUGUCAAGCAGAAUCCGGUAGACGAUAGGCUAGACAAGCAAGAUGGUAGAAUACCUCGAAAACGAGACCCAAAGAUGUGUAGGCAUGGAGAUCGAGGAGCAUGCGAUUAUUGUACUCCCUUGGAACCAUACAAUGCCGACUAUUUGAAGGAGAAGAAAAUCAAGAAUCCGUCAUUUCACUCAUAUCUGCGCAAGAUCAAUUCUGCCACCAACAAGCCUGAACUAGGAAGCUCAUUUAUGCCACCACUUAGCGAACCAUACUACCGCGUCAAGCCAAACUGCCCAAGUGGCCACCCUCAAUUUCCUCUAGGAAUAUGCACCAAGUGCCAACCUAGUGCAAUCACACUACAGCCUCAACCCUUCCGAAUGGUCGACCAUGUUGAAUUUGCGGACGCUUCGAUUGUGGACGGAUUAUUGGAUUUCUGGAGACGAACGGGCGCGCAGAGAAUCGGCUACAUGUAUGGUCGGUAUGCUGAGUAUACCGAAGUUCCACUUGGUAUAAAGGCAGUGGUUGAAGCUAUCUACGAGCCUCCCCAGGUAGAUGAACUGGAUGGUGUUACCCUAGCUGAGUGGGACAACGAGAAGGAAGUUGAUGAAGUUGCAAGACUUUGUGGACUGCAAAGAGUGGGUGUCAUUUGGACUGAUUUAUUAGAUGCCGGUGCAGGUGACGGUUCGGUACUGUGUAAACGCCAUUUCGAUUCAUACUAUCUAUCAUCUCUCGAGAUUGCCUUCGCUACUAGAUUACAAGCACAGCACCCUAAGCCUACAAAAUGGAGCGACACUGGAAAAUUCGGCUCCAAUUUCGUAACGUGUGUGGUUACUGGAGAUGAGUCUGGCCAAAUUUCAAUCUCUGCGUACCAAGCUUCAAAUUCUGCCGUCGAGAUGGUGCGAGCGGACAUUGUGGAGCCAUCUGUUGACCCUUCAGUCAUGCUUGUCCGCAGCGAGGAAGAUGAUGAUGGUUCUGUGAGUAAAACACGUUACAUUCCCGAAGUAUUUUUCCGAAAAAUCAACGAGUAUGGUGCACAAGUACAGGAAAAUGCCAAACCUUCAUUUCCUGUUGAAUAUCUUCUAGUCACACUUACCCACGGCUUUCCCACGCAAUCCAAUCCUCAAUUCAAGGCGAAGACACCAGGUUUCCCUAUCGAAAAUCGAUCAGUCUUGGGUCAAGCCCAAGAUCUAGGAGACGUUAGCCGACAGUUGGGCUUGGACAAAAACGGGGAGCUCAAGAAGGCAGACGAAGGGAUUGCCGCAGUCUCUGAUUUCCAUCUCCUCUGCUUCCUUCAUGGCUAUGGUGUCUUGAGCAAGGUAAAUUUUUAAAAUAUGAAGCCCCAUUUUUGACCGGAGACUAACAAUUUUUCAGGAUGAAGAGGCUCUUCUCUGUAGGGUCGCCUCUCAACAUGACCUCGCUGAUGGCUACCAAUUGCUGUCAACACCUGGUUGGGCUACAUUACUUGCAAUAUUACAAUCGACUGGUGAGAGACCCCCCAAACGACCAUCGCCAUCAAGCGGUGAUGGUAGCGACGAUCGGCUUGCUAAAAAGGUUGGGAGGGUAAGGCUAGAUUAGAGUAAAUAUUCUUUCUUCUAGCUUUGAUCUUCAAAACACAUAUAGGCCUGCCGGACGGACGGACGGACGAGCUAGAUUGGGUCGUCCUAGGUAGAUCAGGGAUCUUUGGGUUUCGUUUUUGGGGGUUCUUAUCAAUAUUGAGCUAAGUAGUGGGUACGAUGUGAUGGAUGGCUGUCAUUUGGACGGGCGUUAUUUGCAAGGCACAAAGAAGGGCGCAGGGGAACUAGGCUCAACUAGCGCAGCAUUGCAUUGCUGGAGCUUAAAAUAAUAAUGAUUGAGAUAAACUGUAGAACCAACUCUUGAAAAC